Malania oleifera is the source of this 1679-nucleotide messenger RNA. RefSeq names its product probable protein phosphatase 2C 22. The transcript is spliced from 4 exons. Lineage: Eukaryota; Viridiplantae; Streptophyta; Magnoliopsida; Santalales; Ximeniaceae. Gene Ontology annotation, biological process: protein dephosphorylation. Bases 277 to 1413 code for a protein of 378 amino acids. The record is from RefSeq and is a predicted model, not a curated record. Gene Ontology annotation, molecular function: cation binding; protein serine/threonine phosphatase activity.
ACAAGAGCGUUUUCUUCGAGGUAAACUCAUCAAAAACAAAAACCCCCCGAAUCGUUCCAAAUAAACCCUAAAUUUUGACUGCUCCCCCUCUUGCUAGCUUGAGCUUCAAGUCAGUGUUCCCCCUUUAAUUCCCCAAUCGACUCUGCCCCACUCGUUUAACCCGCUGAAUCGUCCGAUUCCGAGUCUUUGCAGUGCGGACUCCGGAGUUUCGAUUACGGUUUUUGUUAGGGUUAGGGUUUUGUUUACGAGUCGCAGAGCGUGCAAUGGUUAGAGCCAAUGGAGGGAGGUAAGGUGAUUGGUGAUGGAACAGAUAAUGGGGGUUCGAGCGACGGCCGGCCUCCGAACCCCGUGGCCUCCGCAUUCCGCCAAUCUUUCAGUGCUGCCCAUGUAGCGUCCCCGUGUAAGUCGCUGGUUCGCCAUCCCUCGCUUGUGAGGACGAAGGCAUCAGAUAUUUCUGUUGGACCGGGAUUGAGUACAGAAGAUUGUGAAACAGAAUUCAUUCCAAUUGUUCGCUCUGGAGCAUGGGCAGAUAUGGGAUUUCGAACAAGCAUGGAGGAUGCAUAUGUUUGUGUUGACAAUUUUAUGCGUGAAUUUGGACCAAAAAAUUUCAGUGAAGGGCCCAAUGCUUUCUAUGGGGUUUUUGAUGGGCAUGGAGGAAAGCAUGCUGCUGACUUUGCUUGCUAUCAUUUGCCUAAGUUCAUUGUUGAAGAUGAAGAUUUCCCAAAAGAGAUUGAGCGUGCUGUUGCUUCAGCAUUUCUGCAAACAGACACUGCCUUUGCUGAAGCUUGCUCAUUGGAUGCUGCUCUUGCUUCUGGAACCACUGCUUUGGCGGCUCUUGUUGUUGGGAGGUUAUUGGUGGUGGCAAAUGCGGGAGAUUGUCGGGCUGUACUUUGUCGGCGGGGCAAAGCUAUUGAGAUGUCCCGGGAUCACAAGCCAAUUUGCACCACAGAGAGGAUACGGAUUGAAGCAUCAGGAGGAUACGUGUAUGAUGGUUACCUCAAUGGACAAUUGAAUGUUGCCCGUGCUCUAGGAGAUUGGCACAUGGAAGGAUUGAAGGGUAGGGAUGGUGGUCCUCUGAGUGCAGAGCCUGAAUUUAGGACCACUAGACUUACUAAAGAGGAUGAAUUCAUUAUCAUAGGCUGUGAUGGUAUCUGGGAUGUUUUUAGGAGUCAAAAUGCGGUUGAUUUUGCUCGCAGAAGGCUUCAGGAGCACAAUGACCCAGCCAUGUGUUGCAAGGAUCUGAUUAAUGAGGCUUUGAAAAGGAAGAGUGGGGACAAUUUAGCUGUUGUGGUGGUGUGCUUCCAACCCCAGCCACCCCCUAACUUGGUUGCACCCCGUGGGAGAGUGCAUAGGAGCAUUUCUGCUGAGGGUUUGAAAGAGUUGCAGAGCUUCCUAGACAGCCUGGGAAAUUGAGAUGUCGACGAAUAUUAUUUUUUUUUUCUUAUUCGUAAUGAUGAAAUUUAACUGGUAGUUUUAGAAGUUGAGAGAGAAUUUCUGAGGUGAUCGUCCCAACUGUAACAUAUGCGGCAUUAACUCAUUUUUCCCCAUAUGAUUCAACUUGUUUCUGCCAUUUGUUUAGGCCCUAUUGAUAUUUGAAUUAUUGUUCCCAUUACUGUUGAUUGAUUGAUGCUAACCUUGUUUCUAAUACUAGUGCAAUAACACUGAUCAUCUUCCCUUUA